UAAAAACUAUAUAAACUAAUAAAAAUAUUUUCAGAAGACAUUUGUUGAAAACAUUCAGAAACUUUCUUUCUUUUUCUUUCUCAUAAAAUAUAAUAGUAAUUGCCAAUAGUUCAUUAGCUUAGUUUAGUCAAGUCAUUCUUCAUGAACAGGAACAUUAGCAUUUCAGCACGCUUCUUGCUAAUGUGAAUCUAUGCUUUUAACAACUAACGCCCUGACCAUUUAACUGAACUAACUGAAACUACUGUUCACGGUUUUAUUUCGUUUAGUCACUUUUCAAUUACAGCUACUGUUUUAUUAUCUCAGGCUAAUGUUGGACAUUUACACGGCCGUCCUCUUAGCUCUGGUAUGGCUCUGUCUUCUCCGGUGUCAGUCCCGGCCUGUUGCUGUUCCUGCAGCUCUGCACACUGCAGUUCUGUGGAUGUGAGCUUCAGGUUUCAACACCACCACUAAGUCUACUUACUACAGAGCAGGAUCUGCUCUUCCCCGUUCCAGAUCUGCUGCUGCAGAGGAGGAGAGGACCGUCGCCUUUCCACCUUCAACCACGUCAACACACUUCCCUGCAUGUCCAGUAGUGGUGCCAUGCUGCUUGAAGUCUGUGAAUGAUAAGACAUGUCUUCAGACCGCCACUCCAGAGAUGAUCAGGUGGAGAGGGGGUCCAUCCCCCUGGACAUUGACAACGUCCACAUUCUCCUACAGGUGGAACAGGAGCAGAUCCAAAAGAGGACUUUCACUAACUGGGUUAAUGCUCAACUGACUAAGAAGCGGCCUCCAUGUGCAGUUGUGGAUCUCUUCAAUGACUUUCGCGAUGGCUCCAAACUGUUGGACCUCCUGGAGGUGAUGAGCGGCCAUCGCAUUAGUCGGGAGAGGGGAAGAGGAAUGUUUCAGCACAGGAGCAACAUCGAGAAAGCUCUGUCCUUCCUGAAGAAUAAAUCGAUUAAACUGGUCAACAUCAACAUUCCUGACAUCAUUGAUGGAAAACCUUCCAUCAUCCUAGGCCUCAUAUGGACGAUUAUUUUGCAGUAUCAUAUUGAGGAGUUGGCCAGUAGCCUGACGUUUGACUCCCGUCAGUCCUCCAUGGAGUCUUUGGCCAGUCUGGACUCUCGCUCCACUCUGUCCAGCCGCUCGGCCAGCAGUAGCCCAGCCCCCCGUAGGGGUUCACCGCUACACGCCCGCUUCAGGAUCUCAGCCAAGAAAGCUCUGCUGCUCUGGGUCCGAGAGCAGUGUCACAGAUCUGGCUGUUCCAUCAACGUGAAAGACUUCAAAGCCAGCUGGAGGAGCGGAGUGAUCUUCCUGGCCAUUCUUCAGUCCUUGAGACCAGACCUGGUGGAUCUGAGCAGAGCCAGUACCAGGAGCAACAGACAGAACCUGGAGGAGGCAUUUCGCAUUGCAGAGAAAGAGCUGAGGAUUCCUCGACUCCUGGAACCAGACGAUGUGGACGUCAGGGACCCGGAUGAGAAGUCCAUCAUGACCUACGUGGCUCAGUUCCUGCAGUACUCCAGAGAUCUGCCACCGACAGAGGAGGAAAUGCAGAUUGGACAUGUAACUCCUCCAAAAAGUCCUUCACCUGUCAACCUGCCUCUUCACUACACUCCUGCUAUAUCUGCCUCACCUCUGAGACAGGCAACACCCGAACGUAAGGUACAGGAAGUGACAUGCUGGCUGGCUCAGGCCUACGAUGAACUGCUGGAGGGAUGGGACUCCACAGAGGGGGAGAGUUACUCUGAGAGAUACCAUGUUUUUCAGACAUUUGUUGUAUCCUUUAAUGAGCAACGGCGACCCAUCAUGCCUCUGCUGACGGCGAUGAGACGAUCUGCAAAACUAAGUGAUGAGCAAAAAGCUCUCAGAGAGGCAUGGGACACACUCACUGAAAAGUUACGUGAAUAUAAAGUGGAACUGGACAUGAGUCUCCCAGCCCCCUUUGAUGCAGUGGCCCGUUGGCUAAUGAAAGCAGAGAAUGUGUUGACAGAAGAAGAAAGUGACCCACAGGACCAUGCACGAGCUGCCGACGAAGCGAGAGAGAAACAAGAGCUGCUUAAGGUUUGCCUGGAGGAGAUGCCACAGCAGCUCAAGACCUUCCAGUCCUUCCAGAACCUGGAUGAGUACGGAAACAUGAUGGUUCCCACUGACAAGAUUGAUGAGUUGAAGAGGAGGUUUACGAGUGUGAGAGUGACUGCUAAGUACCAUGGCAUCAAGCUUGAGUACUGUGAGCAGCGACACACUGUUUUGGAUCUGUUGGGUCAGAUCAGGUCCAAGCUUCGGGUUUGGAAGAGGCCCUUCAUUUCUCCAGAGGCUGUCAGGGUGUUGUUGCAAGAAUGGCAUGAGCUGGUGACCACACAGGAGCUCACUUCUCUGUUAGAAAUAGCACUCUAUAAGCUAAAACAGAUUUCGGAGAAAUACUCCAGCAAAUCUGCCCUUGCUGGGGAUUAUCAGCAUGUGAGUCAACAGGUGAAGCAGCUCGAGGAGGAUACGGCAGUGGUUUUGAAGGACGUGACCACAGCUAAGAACACAAUGAACAGGGUGCUGUCUGUUUGGGACACUUACAGCGACUGUCUCAGCUCCCUGCAGGCCUGGCUAGAGCAAAGCUCCGCCACUCCUGGAAAUAGAGCAGAGGUGACAUCUGAAUCUCUGGCAGAGUGGGGCUCACGACAAGCCCAACUGAACGAGGUGGGAAACUUCCUGAUUGAGAGAACUAACCCUCAGACCAGCAGGGUCCUUUCAGAGGAGAUCCGUCGGGUCAACAUGCAUUGGGCUGAAUUUGUCCACAAAAACACUUUUGACAUCUCGACUGGGCCCAGGGCAGAUGUGCAGACCAGACCCCAAGACCCACAGACCCUGAUUAGAGAGGCUACUCUCAUUCUUAAAGAGCCCCUGGAGGCCAUGGACGGACCUAUGCGAACAUACAGAAAAAGAAUUCAGUUUAUAAUAAAGAAGAUAAGUGAAGUGGAUCUGGAUACCAUGAUGCCAUCUCCAGAUUACCCACCAGAUCAGAUACAGAAACUUAAGCUUGCUCUACCUGAGGUGAUGCAGACCCUAUGUGAGGCACAGCAGGUGUGUACAGAGCUGCAGCAGAGUGUGUCAGGUCUAGACAGUCGGCUGGCUGAACUCCUGCACUGGGAAACAGAAGCCAGGGAGCUGUACCAUCUGUUGAGGGCCUCAGAAAGACAACAGCACCAUCGGGAACAGGACCCACGAGCCAGGGUCUUGAUCUCCCGUGGUCUACAGUUGGAGGGUCAGGUGGUGACAGAGGAGCAGGACCUGCAGAUGAUAGUAAUAGCAACUCAGAAAAACUCUCCCAUCAGGUAUCUUCAUGCCUCCACAAUACAAGACAGAGUGCGAGCAGCUGUUGCUCAGUCACAGGAAGCCGUUGGCAUGCUAAGCAGCCUGGGAGCUAGAAGAGACAGAAGCAGAAGUCCCCCAGAAGAAACCCCUCCAGCAAAGAUUUUCAUACAGGCUCAACAAAAAGCUCAACAUUUGAGGCCUCUGGACACCCAGGAGCCAAGUCACCAGCCUCAGACCAAACCAGAUUCCCAGCAAUACCAAGCCUUUGUUCCAAAGAUAGUGGUGCAGGAACACAGAGAGCAAAAGUCGACUUCUCCUCCAAUGCCAUAUACUUACGCAGAGGCUGUAAAAAGAACUGGAACAAAGUCACCUACAGAGUCCCAGGGUUUGACCUUGUCAGCGACUGCUUUGACAAAACAACAACCACAAAUGCUUGACAGUCAAAAGGAAAAACAGGUACAGCAGCAACAACUCACCCAAGAGCACCUGCAAGAACUGGAUCAGCAGGAGAUGAUUCCAACGCUGCCACAAUGGCAAUUGACACAGGAACAUAAAUCAACAAUGCAUCAACCAGAAGUUGUAUUCCAUGUACAAGAUGAAACACAUGGAGGAGGGAUUUCUGGACAUGACUAUUUACCCCAGCAGACAGCUCUUCAGAAACUAGAUUCAAGCUCUGGUGAAUUUCAAAGCAGAAAGGCUCAGGCAAUGAAAAACAGACCCUGGUGUCAAAAGACAGAAAGCCAGAAAGGGCCUGCUCCUCAUCCAGAACAGGAGUUAGUUCAAGCAACAAAGACACAUUCAGAGACAACAAGCGAAAUGGUAACAGUCCAAAUUGAUCUUCAGCAUUCAGGAGGCCCUGAACCUCAGCUGCAAGCACAUGCUCUACAGCUAAGACAGCAACCUCAACAUCUAAUUGAGCCACAGCAAGAGGUGCUAAAACAACUACCACGGCCUGCAUUAAGACAAACACAACCACACCAAGCUGUAAGUGCAAAACCACCUCACCCAAAAACUUCAGCACUUCCCCAGGUUAAAUCGGCAUCUGAGGUAGUGGUCCAGGUGCAAUCAACAGGUGUAUCCCAAAAUAUCACCCCGCAGCCAACAAAGACCAUGCCCCCACCAAUCAGAGUGAGUCAGGCUGAGUCACAGUCACCAGUUUUUUCAGAACCCCAUGGCUCUGUGAAGUCACAGGUAUUGGCUCAGUCCCAAACAUGUUUCUUAGCUGAGCCCCAGUCAAGUAUGCAGCAACAGGGCCAGGCCCAAAGCCAUGCCCAUGGUCCGGCUGUAGCUCAGGUACAAACAUGGCCUCCUGUCAGACCCUCUUCUCCAAUGCACACCACAGUGCAGGAUCAAAUUCAGUAUCCAGUGCCAUCCCAUAUUCAACUGCGUAGUCACCCUCAGUCCUGGGGACCCGUGAGGCCCCCUUCACCCAAACCUCCAACACAGGUCCUGCCUCAAGCCCCUGCACAAGAAAAUGUUGAUAUAUUGAAUCCAACACAUGGUGAAGCCAAGGCCCAUUCUAAAACUCAUGUUCAAUCAGUGCCUGAGAUGAAAUCUCUUCCACAAUUCAUGACUCAACCACAAAGCCAGAUGCCACCUGCCUAUUCCAAAAUUCCUACCCAGUCCAUCUUUCAACCCCAAAUGCAUACUUGGUCCCAAGUCAGAGCCACUUCCCCAAUGUCUACUCAGCAUCCACAAACUGAAUCUCAGCCAGAGGUUCAAUCGCCAUCUCACCAGUGGGCACCCAACCAAGAACCCCAAUGUCAGGUAUUUCUCCAGCAGAGACCUCCCAUUCCUCAAUCCUUGCACCAGCCAAUGGAUCAAAACUUACAAUCUCAGGCACAUCCACCCAUCCAGAUUCAGUGGCUACAGCCAAUGCUCCAACAAGGAUCUCAGAUACGAUCCCCUGGGUAUUCUCAGGCUGGGCCAUCAUACACACACCCUCAAAUACAGCCAUUGUCACAAAUACAGCAGCAAAUGAGACCUCAGGCUCCCAUGCAUCAACAGGCUCCAAUUGGGCCAUAUGAUAUUUCACAUCAUCAAGGACAACAAGGACAAAUACCACAGAUUUGUGUCCGCCAACGCCAACCUUAUCCAGAACCCCUCUCGAAGCCAUACCCGCAAAUGCCACCAAUAUGUGUUCGUCAACGCCAACCAUUUCCAGACCUACCCACACAACCAUACCAGCAAAUGCCGCCUGUAUGUGUUCGCCAACGCCAGCCUUAUCCAGACCCACCCUCACAACAUUAUACACCCUCGCUGCAGAUUUGUAUUCGUCAACGACAACCUUAUACAGAACCUCCCUCAAAUCCAUCCACACAACUCCCACAGAAUUUCAUUUGCCAACCCCAGCUGUAUUCACAGCCCCAAGUCUAUCCAGAGUCUUCCUCACAAACAAACAUCCAAAGACAGACGAGCCUAGAAAAGUCCUAUUUUCCUGCUCAGCAACCUGAGGCCAACCUACAGUUCCAGGAACCUCGUUCUCAUACCAGCUUUCAGGCCUCACCACAGGUAAACACUGUGGCUACAGAUCAACCAAAGGGUCACACUUCUUCCAAUGUGACAUCCCCUGUCUAUAUAGCACCACAACCAGAUGUUCAGGUAACAACUCAAAUAAAAGUGCAUUCACCAAUACAAAUUAAGAGAGAAUCACUUCCUCAGUUUAUACCUGAACCCAAGGCUGGGUCAACAACACAGCCUAAGGUAGAGGCCCAAAUAGCACAACCUGAGAGUCAAUCACCAGUUCAAGCUAAGGUUCAGUCAGCAAUUCAGCUGAAGCCUCAUUCUUUACCUCAACCCAAACCGCAGACACAUGUGCUCCCUCAACCCCAAAUUCAGCCUCAAGUGACUCAGAUACCAAAGGUCCAGAUUAGCCCAGAGGAAAGACCUCCUACCCAUCCAUUCACUUCACAACCCAAAGAACAACUUCUGCAAACUAAUGUGGUCUCUCAGGUAAAUGUUUUGCCACAGUCCCAGGCUGAGUCUCCAGACCCGUGCAUCAGUCUUCCAGCUUUGGCUCAGGCACCACAUCAGACCUACACGGAGGCUUACACCAAGGCCCAAGCACUGGCCAGGAAUGGCUUUGAGGAAGCCAAGCACUGCCUACAGGAGCACAUCCUUGAAGCCAUCAAUAUCUUCAAAGUCAAGUGUAUAUCAGCCAACCAGAUAUCAGUCAAAGAGGAGGCGUUGAAAACCCUGGACCCGGAGUUACUGGAGGAGUUCCUGCGAGCAGCAAAGGGCAUGGAGGCCUUUUGCACUCUACCACAACUCAGAGACCUGGAAUUUUUCACCCAGUCUGUCAGAACUCAGUGGGAGGCUGUGAGAGCUGAGAUCUCAGGCUUUUUGCAAAACUUGCGAUUUGAAGUAACAAGAAAAGACUUUAACACAGCUGUCCUUCAGUGUGAGCUGCUCUUAGGUUCCACCCUAGAAACACAAAUACAGGCCUGCUUUGCUGUGGACGGCAGCUUCGCGCAGGCAGGAAAACACCUGGAGGCUCUGAAGGAGCUGUGUGACACUUUGAGUCCUGAGGACGCUCACCGUCUGGCCCAAACCCAGCUAAGAGAGUGUGAAAGGAGACUAGCUGCCAUCCAGCACCAGUUCAGUGGAGACCAGGACACAUCCGUUUCUGAUUCUAGGAUUUCUGCUGAAUUCACCGAAGACCUGACUUUGAAACAAGAGCUGGACAAACCUCAAAUCUCAGUAGAGGUGUCUCACGUGACAGCAAAGACAAUCAAUGUGGAGGGAAGUGAGGUUGAAAAACAGCCAAGUGUAGAAGAGGAGGUGACUAAAAAAGAGGCCUUGGAGAGAUAUGAGCAUUGUAAAAAGACUCUCCAAGUCCAACUGGCAAAAAAUGAACAGAGCAUCGCAGAUGCGCAGUCUGACACCGUCUCUCUCCAAGGCUUACACACUCGACUGCAGGAGAUUCAGUUCUUGAGACAGGAGACGGAAGCCCUCUGGUCUGAGUUUGGAAACCUGUGCUCCCAGCUUCAUGGUAACCCUGUAGUGGAGCAGGAGAAGGCAGAACUCCAAGAGCAGUGGCGUAGCCAACAGCAGAGCCUCCAGAGGAGAGGCAGCUCACUGGGAGCUGCACUCAGACAGAUUGACUCAACCGAGAACCACAUGGUGGACUUCACCGACCGCCUUGACCGCUACCUGAGACAACCCAAAGACAUCACAUCCUUCACGCUGGCCAACACCAAUAUCUUGAAGGACAUCAAGGAACUAGAUGACAAUAUCCAGAGUGAGCUGGACCAGCUGGCCCGUCUGGACCCUGAAUCCACGGAUUUGGACCCCAGAGACUGUUUCCCUCUGGCCCGUGAAGUUGAAACUCACAGAACCAGCCUGGACCAGCUUCGACAACAGGUCAGAAAGAGUGAAGCAGCUGCUCGGGCCCUGGACCGAUUCCUCAUGUCUCUGAGAACUAUGGAUGAAGACAUCUCCGGAGUACUCAGCACACCCCAGAGUGACACUGCAGCCAUGCAGGAGUGUCGCUCCAAGCUCACACUGAUCCGACAGAGUAUCGACAGCCUGAAGGAGAAGGCUCCUCAGCUGGAUCUGCUGCUGCAGGGAGCCAGACUCACCGUCACCAGGGACAGCGUCCCUGCUUCUUGUCUGGACAUGGUGACCACUCUGCUGCCGAGGCUAGAGGAGGCUGACGGAGUGCUGGCCAAUCAGCAGCAGGGCCUAAUGAGGGAGACACAAAGCAAAUCCUUGGGUUUGAGGAAAAGGGCGCUCCUGGGACAACUGAGAACAUUGCAGGAUACUGUGGAAUUACAGGGUCUGAAGGAACUCCGUGGCCUCUCAGAUUUGGAAGCCCAAAUUCAGGCUUUUCACACAGAGCUCCAGAGCCUGCGUGAUCUUCAGGAGACACAGAGCGGAGGAGAAACUCUCCUGCAGGAGCUGGAGACUCAGUGGAGGGAGACUCACAGAGGAAAAAGCAGUGCAGCAUUCUGUUGGAGAACCUGA
Molecule: messenger RNA, 8244 nt
Organism: Cynoglossus semilaevis (tongue sole)
Lineage: Eukaryota; Metazoa; Chordata; Actinopteri; Pleuronectiformes; Cynoglossidae
Gene: syne2b
Product: spectrin repeat containing, nuclear envelope 2b
Exons: 34
Coding region: 610-8244 (2544 amino acids)
Molecular function (GO): protein binding
Source: RefSeq, a predicted model, not a curated record